AUGUCUCCAUGUACUUCAGCAAUAAUACAACUAACAUCUGCGAAAGUUGCAAAGGCUAAUCCACUGAAUGCAAAUGGAGGUUUUUUUUCAGGAAUUAAUUUCACAUUUUUAAUCUUUCCAUAUGAUUUAAAUAAAGCUUUUAUUUCUGUGGCUGCAACUCGAAGAGUGUUAUUUCAUCUUUUUGGAAUCGAUGCUCAAGAUGAGAAAGAUAGAUAUCAAUGUUAUUCGUGGGCAACGAGACCAAUAGACCCAUUGGCACUUCACUAUGCACAACAAGAUUGCCACUAUUUGAUUAGGAUACAUGAAAAAAUGAAGGAAGAAUUGGAUAAUGAUGCUUAUUAUGAUGUAUUACAAGAAAGUGAUGCACUAGCAUUACAGGUUACAAUUGUUUUAUUCCCAGCUAACACAGAUUUUUUUUUAUUAUGGACGAAUUCUAUUUGUAUAGUACCACAAAAGACGACGAUUAAAAAUGUAUCAACAUGAGUCGAUUUUAAGGAAUUAGUUCUUGUAGUAUGAAAACCAUUCAGCUUUUUGUUAUUUAAUGUUUAUCAAGUGUACUGCAAAUGUUUUAUAACUGCUCAUCAUAGAUCAUCGUGAUUGUAUGGAUGGUACAGAUGAAUAAUACAUUUUUGAUAUUGAAGAAUUACGAGAUGGCAUAUAUGAUUGUCCACACGGUGAUGAUGAAGAGAUGAAUUGUUCAAUAUACAUAUGAAACUGAAUAUUUUCUUCCUUAUAGUCAAUUAUUCGUGCGUGAUCUUAAUAUUCAAAUAGAUCUAGAUGCAAGUAAUUAUUGUCCUGAUACUCGUAAUGUAUCACAACAUGAUUAUCUAUUACCAACAGGUGAGAUGAGUGUGGAACAUUUAUAUUUGUAAGGUGCACGCCUUGCAGUUAAAAUUUUUUCUCGAAGUUUUAAACACCAUUCGAGAGAGAAUUGGACGGCGAUCCCGAAUAUGUGUUCCCCGCUUCCCCAAACCCUUUCCUCACUGAACUAUGCUCAAAAUACUGGGACCGUGUCAAAAACCCAAAAAUCGGUUUUGAGUUUCGAGCUUUGAGAUUAAGCUUCUCGGAUUCAGAAUUGAAAACUGAAUCUAGAAAACUUACUCUCAAAGCCAUAGAACGAAAAUGGAUUUUCCCCAAGGCCCGAAACCGAUACAGCUCAAACCCGACAUCCUCACCGCAAAGUUUUCACAGGUUUUUCUGGAGAUCGAACCGAUAUACACAUGGCCAGAUUCGCCUUUCGACAAGGAACAAAGUUAUAUGCUCAGCUUUUAUUUCCUCAGAAAAAUUAUUUUUUCUAAAUCAGAGGCGAAAAAGUCGGAAUCCGGCCCAUAAUUCCCAAUUUUCUCCAUCCGAACUCAACUUUUAAGCGAUAAAAAUAUCAUAUUCGGGAUUUGGAUCAAAAACUGAGUCGACUUAUGUGUAUUUCUGGCCUAUCCGAUUACUUUAAUAUUUUUCGACUUUUCCCGUUGAAAAAUUACCGAAAUUUUAACCCAAAACUGAAAAUCAACUAAACAUUUCGAAUACACAUAAGUCUAAUCUACCAUUGUUCCCAAUCACUUGUCCGAGGGGUAUUUCGAGUACUCCAAGAUAUACUUUCGACGGACCCUUGUCAAGGGUCCGAUCGUUCAAACAAUGAGACUUCGUACCCUCGAUAUAAGUGUUCGAGGGGUUAUCGGUUUCGUGCCCUUGAGUUUCAAAUAGACAGAACAGAGAUGUUCGGGACCCAAGUAAACGAAAAGACUUCCGAGCCCCGAGCAUCCCUGUUCGACAGUUCGGAAUUUUUCUGGAGGGCUCACUCCCUAUCUGAAACGCGAGGGGUCGAAAUCUGCUAGCAACGGCUAUUGGCACCACUAACGAGGAAAGGACACCACCUGGCAAAUCGCUUUUGAGCCGUGAGCUAGUGGACAAUAGGUAAUCAAGUAUGCUGAAUCCGAAUAUGGCAAUCAUUUGAGCCGCUAGCCCUAUUGAGACCCGGUUUUUAAAAAACCAGUUUUCUAGGCCAAACAAUUUUUUUUCCGAAAAUUUUUUUUUAACCUGUGCGGAUUAAAGAGCAUACCGCGAAACCUAUAAAAAACAUGUUUUAACAGUUUUCCGAGGGUUUUGGAAAGAUUUCUGGAGGGCAAAACUUUGCAUAGGGCAAAAUUUUGUAUUGUAUAGGGCAAAAUUACGUUCUUGGCCUUUUCAUACUUUUCAAUGAAAAAUCAACAAUAAAUAGGUAAUCGACGGUGGAGAUUCCGAAUAUAAUCAGCAGGUGCCAGAAAGGAAUAAGCAAAAGCUGGCAGUUUUGCUUUCGCGGAACGUUUCCCUUAAACUCUGAAGUGACCAGGUUCCUAUUUAAAGGUGUUCCUGCUGUAAAUCCUUUACGUCUAUUCGCUACAGCCAUCAUGAACGUUUCGAAUAUAGUAAAUCGCUUGAGUGAUUUAGUCCGUAAGAAUUUGGGUUUGACUUCGUCAUCUCCAACAUCUCAAAAAGAGUG
Didymodactylos carnosus is the source of this 2476-nucleotide messenger RNA. NCBI's taxonomy places the organism in Eukaryota, Metazoa, Rotifera, Eurotatoria, Philodinida, Philodinidae. The record is from the annotation of a GenBank genome assembly.